This is a messenger RNA of Fusarium graminearum PH-1, 399 nucleotides long. RefSeq lists its product as uncharacterized. The record is from RefSeq and is a predicted model, not a curated record. The coding region runs from base 1 to 399 and encodes 132 amino acids. The transcript is spliced from 2 exons. Lineage: Eukaryota; Fungi; Ascomycota; Sordariomycetes; Hypocreales; Nectriaceae.
AUGUCUCCCCAUCUUAUCCGUUCCUUCGUUCUCGCCUCGCUCUUCAGCGCCCUCAUCAACGCAGAACCAUGCAAACCAAACGAAGUCAUCGACGACGUCGAAAUCUUCACAACCACAACCACAACCACCACCGCAACAGCCCAAGUAACCCACUCCUGCAUCGACAACAAACUAAGCCCCCCUCCCAAAGACCUCCUCUGCGGCGUAGAAGGAAACUCCUGGACGCGUGAUGAUUGGAUAGAAGACGAGACGAAAUUUGAUGGUGACGAACUAGACUGUCUUGCAAGAUGUUUUAAAGCGCGAAAGGAGGGAAAGGACUGCGUGUUGUUUGAGGUCCAGAAGGGUGCCAUGUGCUGGUUUAAUCAUAAUGAUCUGCUGAGCAAGAUGAAUCACUGCUGA